AUGCCGGAUGCCAGGUUUAAGUACGCUUAUGUUGGUUUUAAAUGCACUUUUGGAGUGAAUCGUACAAGACGUGGAUUGAAAUUGAAAAACAAGUCGUCUAAAUGUUGCAAUUGCUCGUCUUCAUUUCGCGUGGUUUUGCAUCAUAGUGAAUACAUAAUUGCUUCCCACAAUAUGGUGCAUAACCAUCCAUGCAGCAGGGUGUACAUGCAGAAUGACCCAUGGUAUAGACGACUAACAGUUGAAGAGAAAGAAAAUAUUGAACCACUUCUUCAGCAAUCCCACUCAUCCGAUGAAAUAAUAAUGCAUGUUAAGGAGAAGUACAACAAGGAUAUAACUCGCAUUGACGUUAAAAAUAUGAAAGCCGCAGUGAAUAAAGGUAACGUUGACGUACUUGUUACAUACUUAAGGUAUUUCGAGUCGUCGUGA
Molecule: messenger RNA, 426 nt
Organism: Trichobilharzia regenti
Lineage: Eukaryota; Metazoa; Platyhelminthes; Trematoda; Strigeidida; Schistosomatidae
Source: the annotation of a GenBank genome assembly